Anthostomella pinea is the source of this 3372-nucleotide messenger RNA. The record is from the annotation of a GenBank genome assembly. NCBI's taxonomy places the organism in Eukaryota, Fungi, Ascomycota, Sordariomycetes, Xylariales, Xylariaceae.
AUGGAGUCCAAAGCCUCCCGGUACCAGUCCCGCAUUGUCAGGGAGAUGCAGCAACAUAACGACAACCCCUUUUCUCCCCCAUCUUCUACCGGCAGCCACGGCACCAUUACUCUGACGUCCGAGAUAUCACAUAUCCCCGAGGGCGAGUCCACGCGACGAAUCGACGACUUUUCCUACAAGCUUCCAACUCAAGCUACCUCAAGACAGUCACAACAAGCCCCCAACUCUCGCAAGCCGCUGUCGUUCAAUAUCAACACCUCCGUCCUGGGCCGUACCUUCCCCGAGUGGAAGGGCUUCAAUUCCCACCAACAAGACGACACCGAAGCCAAGGAAAACGUCCCCCCGAGCCCUAUUUUCAGUGCAGCAUCUUUCCGAACGCGCGCCGAGAUGCAGCCGACUGUCGAGAACGAGUCCGACUCCUCUGUUCUCUCCCGUCUAUCGGCCCAUACCCCCGAGAACAAGGACCAAGCGAAGAACACCAGAAAGGACUCCAACUCUCGACGUGGCAAUGCCAAUGUCACCACGCUCCUCGAGACGCUCAAGACUGCCCAGACCAAGAAGACCCAAUCCAACGAGUCCAUCGAAUCCGCUGUCAAGCAGUCGUCGAAAGAGAGCUCACCCAAGUCUCGCUCCACUGCAGCGACAACCCCGAAUGCGGCACAGGCGCAGAUGGACCGACGCGCGCGACUGAGCAGCAAUAACCACGACAUGAGCUCUGGAGCUGCCAAUCAGACUGCUCGCUCAUUCUUUCUACCCAAUCUCACGUAUAUGAACGACUUCGUGUCGGGUGCCUUGAAGUGGUCCUCUCUUCGAAAUGGUAUCCCUAUCUUUGUCAAGCAUGGCAGAGUUCACGACCGCGAGACCAAGCUGUCUGCGGAUCACCACGCCGACUUCGAAGGCAUUGCCAUCCCUGAAGAAGAGGAGAAGAUCUUUGUCUCUCUCGAUAAGAUCCGAGACGAAAUUUAUGCCUUGAAGGAUCAUGACGAGCUGGUCUCGGCGCAGGCAGAGCAGCUUCAGGGAGAGGUACAUGAUCUUCAGGUCCAAAUUGCCAAGUUCAAGUCGCGGAAGGACAGCGCCAUGGGCUCAGACUCGGAAGGCUCAAUGCUGGAGCAGCUCAGCGCCCGCAAAACUGAUCUGGAAGAACAAGUCGCUUCUCUUCAAGCUCGUCUCGAGCAGGCCAAUCGCAAGAUCAGCAUCAACGAGAUUCACACCCAAUCGUACGUUGCUGAACGCGAUGGAGCGCUUCGACACAGCACUGAACACGUCAAUACGAUCAGACGUCUCCAGUCCGACCUGAAUGCUGCUCGAGCACAACUCCAAUCCAUCCAGAACGAGAACACCCAAGAGAUCAACUCCCUUGAGCAAGAGAACGAGGCGUUGCGCAAGAGUGCUGAUGAGCACCUCAGAACGAUCAAACGCCUCCACACCGAGAUCAACACAACCCGCGGACAGCUUGAAGCGGUCCGCGACAUUAAUAACACUGAGGGUGGCAAUACCCUUCAGCUGGAGAAUAACUCAUUACGCAGCGAUAAUAAGACCAUUCGGCAUGAGUGGAAGGCUAUGCUUGAAGAAAACCAGUCUCUGCGCUCGCACAACAGUCUGGUGAGUCGCCAGAAGGACGAGCUCAAGGAGAAUCUGCGCGAUAUUCAAGAACGGCUUGAUCAUGUUGUCGAGCAAAAGGAGUCCUUGCAGGUCAGGUUCGACGCUCUCGAUGAAGAGAAGGCCAUGCUCAAGCUGGACAACGCCAGUCUCGCACAAAACAAUGACGAGUUCUUCAAUAACAACAAGGAACUCCAGAAGAAGAACUCCUUGCUCGAUCGACACAACCACAAUCUUCAGGAUGAAAUUGAGCGACUCGACGCGUUGCUUGAUCAUACGGAAGCCGAGACUGGAGCGAGUGCAAAUGAGUAUAAGGAAUUCCGGAAGCGAGUUGAGGCAAAGAAUCGCGAGCUCGCCAAAGAAAACGCGGAGUUACAGCAACAGAUCAUUGACAUGCAAGCCGAGUGUUCCGUGCAUUGCUCGGAACAUAAGCAAGACAGACGUCGACUUCUGGCCACAAAUGAACGGCUCAGCGCCCAGCUGGACCAGCUCAGCAAGAGGCUCAGUCACCUCGAGGUUCGUGAAAUUAGCCAUGAGACCAAAGCUUCCGGCUCGGCACACAACACCGGCAGGCCCAAACCUGUCAAGGUGACACGAAUUGUCGACCCUAAGGGCAAGAACACUGUCAGUGAGAUGUCUGCUAGAACCACGACGUCGCAGACCGACAUGCCGAUGCAGGACGACUACACGCAACAGAUCGACUUCAAUCAAGAGCCUCAGUCUUAUGGUAUCCUCAAGAACACCAAGCCUUCCCGUCUGAACUCCCAGAAGCAGAGGAUGACGAGUACUUCUACUUCCGCCCGUCGCAGGUCGGACCAAGAUCUCACUGGGCGAUUCAGCGUCAAGUCUGGAGUUAGUGAACUGAGUAUCCCCAGCGACUCUGCUGAGGAGGAUGUUUUCCACCGUCCGCAGUCGCCCAGCACGCGAUUCGAGCUUGAAAUGGACCACGAAGAUAACAUGACGUCGGCCUUGUUCAUCGAUGAUAUCACCCUCGAGACUCAGGAAGCUGCGCAGAAGCAAAAGGCGCGACUCGACUCACCAGUCCUCCCACCACCCUUCGCCGUGGAGGAUACAACUCUGGAAAGCCACAAGAAGGCCGGAGAAAAGCGGAAGGCGCGGGUUGUCUCCCCAGUUAUGCGAACGGCUGUCAUGGAUGAUGUCACUCUGGAGAGCAAUAAGAACACUGCAGAGAAGCAGAAGGACGUGCACGGGUCGCCGGUGCUUACGGCCUCGGCAAAGCGAGUUCUUAACAACCUCUGUCACGAUCAUGAGUGUCGCGACUGUAUCGUCUGCACGCGAAUAAACUCACACCGACAUGAGGAGGACGGUACAUGCAGCAAGAAGCAGACUGUACGUGUCGAUCGACCCGUCCCUGUCACAGACCGGGUCUCCGAUGCACAGUCAGCUGCCGCGACGAAGUAUGAGGACGAGCACACGCUACGUCCGUCACAAGACCCGGCGUUGGCACUUGCCAAGGUCGUCAAGGGUCUUCAGGAUGAGGAGAAGCAUCUUGCGGCUGCGAUUGCUAAGAAGCAGGCUACCUAUGACGGCUGCGAUGCAUCACUUCACAAGAGAAUGUGGAAGAAGCUGGACGCGGAGAUUCAGAAGUUGAGAAAGCGCCGCGAUCUGAAGAGAGACCAGAUCUACGACCUGCAUGACGUCCUCGAGGGACAGAAGCAGAGAGGACAGGAGAUGGACGUGGAAGCGGUCGACGUGACGAUCAUGAGCGUCCUUAGCAAGGACCCGACAUGGAACGGCAUUAUGGACUACUGA